AUGCCCCCGUCCAAGCCCAGCCAACGCCAUGUCCCCAAAGAUUCCCUGUUCAUCCCCAUGUCCCAGCCCAAUCAACGCCAUGUUCCUGCUAAAGGCUCCUUAUCUGUGCUCGUUACUCUGCAGCUAAUUGUAGCCGUGUCUCUGUUCGUAGAGAACUCCCUCAAUCUCACUAAAAACACUGAACAUUUUGAAAGCGAGGAGUCAAAAGAUGUAGUGUUUGCGGCAUGGCUGAUGUUUCUUUUAUGGUUGAUCACGAUACUCGUCGCUUUCGCCGCUAUUUUUACCAACUCCUACAACUUUUUGCUUCCACACUUGAUCUUUACGAGUUUGCUAUUCGUCUUAUGUGUGCUUUGCUCGAUAAUAUUGCUGCUGUCUGACACCCGCCCUUGGACGAUGAUUUUCUCAACUGGAAUCUCCGUUCUCCUUGGCGUCACCAUUGUGUCCGAGACCAAAUGCUACUUUGCUAUGCGCAAGUACUUGCGCUAAGCUUCUCCUCCUUACCCCUGAGUUUUGACGACUUUUAUGUUUGCAUAAUUCUCUGAAUGUGAUCACUCUCACUUUCAUGCAAUUCACUUCUCAAGUGCUUUAAUAUUGUUUUGUAUGUAUUUUUGAUAAACGCUGCUG
Cylicocyclus nassatus is the source of this 624-nucleotide messenger RNA. The record is from the annotation of a GenBank genome assembly. NCBI's taxonomy places the organism in Eukaryota, Metazoa, Nematoda, Chromadorea, Rhabditida, Strongylidae.